Molecule: messenger RNA, 1139 nt
Organism: Rosa rugosa (rugosa rose)
Lineage: Eukaryota; Viridiplantae; Streptophyta; Magnoliopsida; Rosales; Rosaceae
Exons: 4
Coding region: 140-910 (256 amino acids)
Cellular component (GO): chloroplast
Source: RefSeq, a predicted model, not a curated record
AGAAGUUGGGACUUAUCGUCUUGUAUGAGCAGCAAAGAACAUUUUUGAUUGAUCAAGGUUCGAGCUUUGCUCCAGCUCUAAUCUGAAGAAGAAGAAGAAGUCGGAGAAUAACAACCUGUGAGGCUCUGAAGCCCUUAAAAUGGCGACCACCAAUCUCCGAUGCCCUCAACUAGCGGCGGCGCCGCUUCCGCUGGGCCGGGCCAGCAGCGGCGGAAGAGCCCGAAUCCCAAUCGGGGCAGCCCGCCAGGUGUCGAAAAUCCAGGCCUUUCAGCGCAGCGACAUCGACGGCUUCGCGAAGCGGAUAGCCUCCGGCGAGGCCUGGCAGGACGCGUGGCGGUCCGCCAACGACGGAUUCGAACGGUUCUUGUUCGAGGCCAAGAAAACCGCCGAGCGGUUGGACCGGCAGUACUCCGUUUCGCGGCGGCUCGAUUCUCUCGCUCAGUCCGCCAUGAUUCGCGCGCGCGAGAUUGAUAGGGACUUCGAGAUUGGGACCCGCUGGCGCGCUUUUUCUAUGGAUUUCGCCAGAAAUUUGCCGAGGUACAGGAAGCAGCUUAGUGAUUUCUUGGACACCCCAGUUGGGAGAAGCUUUGCGACGAUUUUCUUCCUGUGGCUUGCAUUAUCUGGGUGGCUUUUUCGGGGUCUGAUAUUCGCUACAUGGGUGCUGCCAUUUGCUGCUCCUCUAGUCAUUGGAGCUGUUGCCAAUAACCUUGUUAUUAAGGGGGCUUGUCCUGCUUGCAAGAGGCAAUUUGUUGGUUACAAGAACCAAGUAAUUCGAUGUCAAAGCUGCGGAAACACUGUGUGGCAGCCAAAGAAAGGAGGAGGACCGGACUUCUUUAACAGAGAUAGGAGAGGCUCUUCUUCGUCAAAGAAAGAGCCGGAGAUCAUUGAUGUUGAGUUUGAGGAGAAAUGAAGAGGUACUCCGAGUUGUGGAAGAUCACCUUAUGGUAGUUUGUUACAUUACAUUUAAGAAACAAAAUGUAUGGUCUUUCUUUGGAACAUGUAUUAUAUUGAUAGGCAGGUGUUCAAAGUGGAUAAAGUUUGUGGGUGAUCAGUAUAAAAGUUUUUACUCCUGGUAGAGCUGCUAGCAAGAGAACUGGUCUGUUCAGAAAGAAUCAAAUAUAUGUGCAAUUUUGCUUAGA